Messenger RNA from Coccomyxa subellipsoidea C-169, 891 nucleotides. RefSeq lists its product as hypothetical. The transcript is spliced from 6 exons. NCBI's taxonomy places the organism in Eukaryota, Viridiplantae, Chlorophyta, Trebouxiophyceae, Coccomyxaceae. The record is from RefSeq and is a predicted model, not a curated record. Bases 1 to 891 code for a protein of 296 amino acids.
AUGGCGAUGGCCUGCUCCAAGGCUUACUACAUUCCCUUCAACGCCAACAUUAUAACCGGGCUGCUCAGGUGGGAGGCCCUGCUGGUUGUCAUGGACUCGAGGCCCUUCACUCGGCUGCCAACAAUUUUGGCAGAGAUCGCUGACGAUCGGAUCUGGAUUUUCGCUGAGCUGAUUGGGACUGAGUACACUUCUAAGCAUGGAGGAGCCUGGGUGCCCGGCUACCAUGGUCUCUUGUACAAUCUGACAGACCAAGCGUUUCGGGCUUGCCCCGCCAGCACAGAAUGGGUCCUUGCCACAAAUGGGGACAACUUGUAUGCGGACACCUUCUUUGACAGGAUCAUGACCGCUCCGAAAGAGGCUGAUGUCAUCGCCUUUGACUUCUACAGCCGCUAUCACCGCGUCACCGACCUUGGCGCUAAUGUGUUCAGAUGGCCGCGCCUUCUGAAAGAGGAUCGGCGGCUGGGCUCCCCUGCCGCUAACGCACAGGAGCAUCAAGCAGAACACUUUGACGGCCUCUUUGCCAACACUCUUAAGACUGAUGGGUGGAACAUACAUCAUGUCACAGAUGCUUGCCUCUACGACCACAACCCCAGUCCACAGAGGUGUGCUCAAAAGGGAGGCGUUUGGGAUGACACCAGAGCUCUGUCUUCCGAGCUGGGAGGCACGUGCCUCACACCUGAGGAGGCAGAGGCGCACCUUUGGAUUGGCGGGAAUGCCAUGGAGGCGGUGGAGAUUGAGCUGUCAAAUGAUGGCAAUCUUGCAUCCUUCCUUAAGGAGUCCAGCAGCGUAUCAAUCAGCAUAAGGGGUGCUCUGGCCUCGAGCAAGCGACAAAAGAAAGCGCUCGCUGCUUCUGGCCAGCCCAUGGGAGCGCCCGUGCCAGAUGACCUGUGA